UAAAAAAAAGUUAGGAUUAAUGGAUUUUAGGUAAUUAUUCGUCUAGUACAGUUGCGCUGCUGUUGUGGCCUUGUGCAGGCCAAGCGUGCAACAAAAAUUCUCCUGCUUAGGAGGAGGAGUUGGUUAUGGGCUUGAGUAGAAGUUAUCCAAGACUAGGCUGGCUUUGCAGAGGUCGUGGCAUGCCAAGUGAAUUCCUCAGACAAAAGUGCAUGCUCUGGUGUUUGUUAUACUACUCUCUUAUUAUAGCUUUGUGAAUGCAACAAGCCAUGGAAAAGGUGAGCUUUCAGAACAUUACGCUUAAAAACCAAUAGUUAAAGGAAUUUCUAGCUUAUUCGACCACUUAAUAAUUGUAGCAGGCUAAUUUAGACUUCCUUUGAAAUGGUUUCAAAUAUGUUCUGUGGCACCUGGAAAAAAAUAGAUGAGGAGUGGGGUUGAAAUGCUGCCCUUAGGAUUGUAAAGGUUCCCGAGCCCUGGUCUAGUGGCUAUAAACUCUCAGUCGAAUGUUCCACUGGCCAUGAUAUAUAACCCACCUGCAAAAAUGGCAUCUCUGCUGCUCUCAUAAUUUUUGAUGAGGAAAAAAAUAUUGAAAACAUAAAAUGAACAUUUUGUACAGUAAAAGACUCCGUCCUCUGCUUUUUACAGGGACAACAAAUAUUGGCCAUCUUUACUAGCAUUCUUGGAGUAUUUCACAGUACUGAGUUUCAGUUCCCACGUAUAUUUUUUUUAUCAGCAUAGCUCUUGCUGAAUUCCAGAUAUUCUGACGCCCAACGAUUUUUGGUGUCUAUGCAGGCAGAACACAGCUGCCAUUCAACGUCGUCCAGAUUUGAACUUUGCUUCACAACUGCGCUUCAAGAGGAAUAUAUGGAUAUACAUCUGUUAGGAGAAUGAGAUGUUUGUAUAAAAAGUUACAUACUGAUUAAAAAUUCAUUAAUAUUGUAAUUGUUUUGUGUGUGCUAGUGUAUUUUAUGUAAAUGUACUCAUUUUCCCUGUAAGGAACACCAGCACUUUAAAAAGUACCACAUCUUUUCUUUUUUUCUCUAACAGCACUGAUUUCUUCCUUCUGAUGAUCAUGCAUGGUGCCAUGUUUUUGUCUUUCCUCUUGGGACGGAGGUCAGGGGUGGAGGGGGCGUCUUGCCCCCCUCUUCCCGGACCUCCAAGGUCACUUGUGAAAAUUGCGUGCUCUUCAGUCGUAGGUCGUCAUGAUUUUUCUGAGGUGUCACAAUAUGAUUGUCCUACUCGCACGUCUCCAGGAAAUGAGGUGUGGAAGAAGGGGUUGCACACUUUGCACCCGCCCUCUCACACGCACGCACACAUACCUUAGGAAAAAAAAUCCCGAGAACGCCCAUGGUGUAGGUGGGAUCUGGUGGCAAAUUCCCAGGCACCGACUGAGGUGCCAAAUUUGCUUCCAGCAGUUCAACUAUCAUUACUAUAAACCAGCUGUAGAAAAAGUGCAAUGUGUCCAGGCGCAUCAACUAUUUCAUGUGUGUACAUUUUCCUGACAUCCAACGAGCACAAACAUCCAUGCUGCAUGGUCAUCUGAUUACGCCUAAUCAGGAAACUGAUUAUAAACCUUGAUUUACUAAGCGCAACAAAAUUACAUUUCUGGGCUAAUUAUUAUAACCAAAAUAAUAACUAGAAACAUUUUUCAGCGUCACAUGGUUCAUGCGAAAGGCAGUUGUCACUCGCGAAAAUGUAAAAGAAAUGCACAGUCUUACACAAAUUUCACGUAUGCAUGUUUGUAUUUACAACAGAAAGGAGAUGGUUGAGAGCAUCUAAGUUUUAAUGAGAUGUGCCUUUCGUGCAAAAGGCUGCACUUCUUCAAAUCCUGACGUAAAGACGAAGAGUCCUGAACAAGUGCAACCUUCUGUAUGAAAGUCUAAUUAAAAUUUAAAAUUAAAAUUAUUUAGAUGCUCUCAGCCAUCUUCUUUCUGUUGUGAAUCUCUGUCACCGGAUACUUGCACAUUUGCCUUUUUUGUAUUUACAAUGAGAAGGUGCAAAAUCAGGAGUGCUGUCCAAAGAUGCAAUCACAUUGUUUAUGUGCGCAAGCCUGCACUGAUUUUGACCUGUUUUUUUUUUCCAUCUUCCACCAGGGUUAAAGCUCAGGCUGCUGACUGAAGCACUGAGAUUGAGUACAACUGACCGUACAUCCACAGCCGACUGUGCCACUGAUGAUGCCAUUUUGAGCGUAUGUGUGUAGGUGCAGAUGGCAGAACCCGACAAUCCUAACAAUUGGGAGCAAAAGGAAGAUAGAUGAAGAUGGUGCCCAGUGAAAGGGCCACGAAAAACCCCCUUCAUUAAAAUAUUGUGUUUGAAGCUGACACUAAAGCUUGCGAAUGAAGUGCACUGCCUUUGAGGCUUUAUAUUGGCAUCAAUGUCACGUGAAAUGAUAUGAUUUCUGCUAAUUACUAGAGAAUGGCACUUGAUGAAAAGGCACCUGCGGUGGGAUCUGAACCUGCACCGACCAAUUUCCAACUUGGCAGUGCAAGCCGUUUCCACGGAUACAAUAAAUCCUGCCAACAUGAGAACUAAUGGGGCAGCCUGUGCCAAGCUGUACCUCCAGGCUGCUGGUGCCACUUGCAUCAAGCAAGUGCCCGAGGAUGACGCUGAUCUCUCUGUGCCAGGAGUUCAUGUGACGGCCGGUGAAUCAUUCUCCGACAGACUUCAAGAUGCAAUAGUAACUCGUAACGUCGCAGUAAAAGAAGAGCUUGAAGACAUGUUGCCUUCAUCUCACAGUGAUUGUGAAUGGCAAUUUGACACUGAUGGCUUUACUGCUGUUUUACGUAAUACUUCCAGAGUAAAUCGGAACGAUGCAAUAAUGAAUUGUAAUGUCCCAGUGAAAGAAGAACAUAAAGAGUCGCCGCCUUCGACUGAAAGUGACGCUAACGUACAGUUGGCCGCGGAAGAAUCUUCACCCGUUCUACAUGACGCUCCCAUUGUCGAUCCGAACGGUGAGAAAACGAGCAUGGACCCAGCCGACGAAUACCCUUACAAAUGCAAGCUAUGUCCGGCGUCGUUUAAACAUCUUGAAGACUUCGAACGUCACGAACCGAGCCAUUCAGAUGAACGGUUGUACAAGUGUAAGAGGUGCCCGGCUUCCUUUUUAGCGUUCGCCGCUCUUCAGCGUCACGCGUGUAACAUGCAUCCUGCACCCGAUGAACCUGAACUCUGUUCGUAUGAAUUCAUGCUGCGCAACCCCGCAGAUAUGACAGGCACGCACGUGCCCGUAGAGGAGGACGGUCAUGCCCCAUGGGGGAAGGUGCCGCGUGUAGUCGAGCUGAUUGCCUCCAACGGCGUAUGUUUCAGUGAAAUGCCAUUCGCAUUCACCCCCUAGUUUGUCUGCCUGUAACUGGCAGGUCAUUGCUUCAAACAAGUUUUAUAUAGCUAGUGAAUGAGACAGUGAGUGCCUGUGACUUACAAGUGCUGUAAACGCAUUAAUGUUCACAAAUUUUAUGACUCAAUUGCUUACAAAUAAAGUGGCAGUUAUACUAG
Ornithodoros turicata is the source of this 3489-nucleotide messenger RNA. Its product is annotated as zinc finger protein 75A-like. NCBI's taxonomy places the organism in Eukaryota, Metazoa, Arthropoda, Arachnida, Ixodida, Argasidae. The record is from RefSeq and is a predicted model, not a curated record. Bases 2423 to 3331 code for a protein of 302 amino acids. The transcript is spliced from 4 exons.